GUUGUGCCAGGAAACACUGGAAAAGAAAAUCCAGAGUGUUCAGCUGGCCAGGCCUGAAGUUAAAGAUCUAAAGAUUUUCUCCCUUAAUUGGAAGAGUUACUUGGAAAAAGCAAGACUGGGCUUCCUGGAGCGUGUGAAUUCACCUGGAGGGUGUCUGGGUCUCCCUGUACUCUCUAGAGAACAUCACCUUUGAACUAAGGGUGAUUAUUUCAUGAUGUCAUUGUUAGGCUCAACUUUAUGUGACACUAGAAACUUUUGACCAUCCCUUGAACAAAUUAUUCAAGACCAUGUAGUCUUGGGACUUUCCCAUGGGCACUAAUGCAGCCCGUCCACAGUGACAUUGAUGCGAGGAGCUAGUGUGUCACAUUCUGAUGGCAAAACUCUGGGCCCUGCGUUAGUUCAGAAAGAGGCUGAACUGUCCUUAGUGUACAGAGUCCAGGUACACACCUGCACAGUUGCCACAGGGCCAGCCCAGCCCCUGUGUCAAAGCAUGCUCCUUAACCAGCUGUGCAGAUAUGGCUAUGUGACUAACUCCAAGGUGAAGUUUGUCAUGGUGGUGGAUUCCUCCAACACAGCCCUGCGAGACAAUGAGAUUCGCAGUAUGUUCCGGAAGCUGCAUAACUCCUACACAGAUGUGAUGUGCAAUCCGUUCUACAACCCUGGAGACCGAAUCCAGUCGAGGGCCUUUGAUAACAUGGUGACGUCGAUGAUGAUCCAGGUCUGCUGAGUUGGAGCUCUGCUCCAGUCACCUGGAAGAGAAGUGUGUGUGCAAUCCUAUUUGGAGAUGACUUUUCCCCUUCCUCUCCCUGUGGGCCUUGUGCUCUGUGCCUCUCCACUAAAGUUUCCUGAGAUGAGAUCUACUUUAUCCUUCUGUGUCAGAGGGUUCAGCUGAGGACCUGGUAGGGACCAGAUGCAGCAGAAAACAUGUUCCCUGUAGAUUUGAAGGGCAUGGUGUAGGAGGCCCAGAGACUGUGGAGUUGGGUAGGAGCUGUGACCACAACCGGGCUAUAUAGGGGAGGGCACUGAGUACAGCAGGUGAGUGUUCCAGAGUGAUAAGGGUUGGGAGGAGCCUAGGGCCAGCCUGAGGGUGAAAGUGGUCCAAGGCAAAGGGCCACACACCUUCCCCCUUGGACAAGGGCCCUCAGCGUUUUGGACCCACCACCCACCGCCUGUGCACAUUGAUGGCCUCAGGAGCUGCUGAAAGCUGGAAAGCCUCAUGGACCCCAGUGUUGGAUCAGCUGCUGAUUCCCAAGUGCAAAAUAAGAAACUCCAGGAACCUUUCCUGUCAGUGUGCAUGGAGGUCAGCAGGGUUGCUGAUGCAGCUCCCAUGGCAUGCAUCCGUAAGGACAAGGCAGGCUCUCUUCAGAUAAUGGUCCUCUGACUGCAUGAAGGUGGUGGCUAUGGCUGGCUCCCCUGUGCUGCCGGACCUUGUGGCUAAGUGGUUAAUGUCCUAGGAGGUGGCAAAGGUGGCUGGCCUGAGUCCCCUUCAGACUUUGCUGCUCUGUGCUGUCUUCCCUGAGCCACUAGCCAUGAAUCCCCCCCUCCUCUGCAGAGUGUCUCACCUUGGCCCUGGGCUAUGAACUGUCCACAUGGGUUGGCUCCGGUAGGGUGAGAGACAGCCAGUCUGCAUAUCAGCACUUCCCUCCACUGAGCACAGAGUCAUUAGGAAAUACUGUAAGAGACCAGGCCUCCAAGCCGAGAUGAGCAGCAGAUUUAGCCGAGAAAUUCAAGCAGCUGACUGACCCAGAUGGAGCCCAGGCACACUCGGGUUAAAGGCUUUAGCAGGAGGUUGGGUUUGGCAAAAAGAAGGAAGUGAGGUGGAAUCUUGGGAUCUUGAGUUUUCAAGGGAGAUCACCUUGCUUGAGCACUGGGUGCCAUGGCUACUGCACCUUGUCCCCAGUACCCCUCUCCCUUUCUUUCUGACAGUCCCUUAUUUACUGGGGACAGUUGGCUAAGUGCCCUUUGUUCCCCUCCUCCGCACACCAGGGUAGGUAGUUAAGACAGGAAAGGUGGUGUUGGGAGAGACUUGCAGGAAAGAUCCUUUAAAAGUGGAUUCAGCUGACAACAGAGUGCCCAGGACCUUUUACCCUCUUGUUUGGAAGUUGGAUAUGACAGUUGGAGCUCAAACAGCCCUCUUGAAAGCUUGAAGGUAAGAUUUGAUGAGGAGCAUGGAGUGGAGAAGAAGGCACCCAACUCUGGGCUGACGAGCCUGCCCUGGACUACGCAAGUUCAGCUUUUCAUGUCUGAGGCAAUAAAGUCCCCUCUUGUUUCA
Molecule: messenger RNA, 2272 nt
Organism: Nannospalax galili (Upper Galilee mountains blind mole rat)
Lineage: Eukaryota; Metazoa; Chordata; Mammalia; Rodentia; Spalacidae
Gene: Trappc2l
Product: trafficking protein particle complex 2 like
Exons: 4
Coding region: 344-727 (127 amino acids)
Biological process (GO): endoplasmic reticulum to Golgi vesicle-mediated transport
Cellular component (GO): cytoplasm; TRAPP complex; nucleus
Source: RefSeq, a predicted model, not a curated record